Micropterus dolomieu (smallmouth bass) is the source of this 3359-nucleotide messenger RNA. RefSeq names its product zinc finger protein 345-like. Gene Ontology annotation, biological process: regulation of transcription by RNA polymerase II. The record is from RefSeq and is a predicted model, not a curated record. Gene Ontology annotation, molecular function: RNA polymerase II transcription regulatory region sequence-specific DNA binding; DNA-binding transcription factor activity, RNA polymerase II-specific. The transcript is spliced from 3 exons. Bases 119 to 2332 code for a protein of 737 amino acids. Gene Ontology annotation, cellular component: nucleus. NCBI's taxonomy places the organism in Eukaryota, Metazoa, Chordata, Actinopteri, Centrarchiformes, Centrarchidae.
UGACGUUCAGCGGAAGUAAACACACCAAGCGCCAGUGUUAGCUGCAUGUAUUGAAUUCGCUAGAAGGCUUCAUUGUAGUCGUAGCACCUCUAAUUGUUUCAUUUGUAAUUAAUUAACAAUGUCUUCAGUUGAGUGUUUGAGAGAGUUUGUCAACGAGCGACUAACUGCUGCUGCUGAAGAAAUAUUCGGAGUUUUUAUAAAAACUAUCGUCGAGUAUGAGGAAGAGAUCGAUCGUCAGCGCAGACUGCUGGAUAUCGUUUGGAAACCCGAAGUAAAGUUACACAGGAUAGAGCUCCCACAGCAACAUGUCUGGAAGGAGGAGGAGGUUCUGGCUGACCAGCAGCUCUGUAUUCAGGAGAGGAACUCCAGUCUGGACCAAGAGGACCCAGAGCCUCCACAGAUUAAAGAGGAACAGGAGGAACUCUGUACCAGUCAGGAGGGAGAGCAGCUUGUACUGAAGCAGGAGACUGAUACCUUUAUGUUGACUCCUACUUAUGAGGAAAGAGACCACAGUGAAGCAGAACUGAAAAGUGACCACCAGCUCCUCUCUCACAGCUGUCAUGUAGCUGAGAGCCAAGAUCAGAAAGGAGGUGAGCAUGAAGACUCAGGAUCAACUAGAGAUGCAGAGCCAGAACAUCAUAAUCCUCCCACAGAGCUCCCACAGCAACAUGUUUGGAAGGAGGAGGAGGUUCUGGCUGACCAGCAGCUCUGUAUUCAGGAGAGGAACUCCAGUCUGGACCAAGAGGACCCAGAGCCUCCACAGAUUAAAGAGGAACAGGAGGAACUCUGUACCAGUCAGGAGGGAGAGCAGCUUGUACUGAAGCAGGAGACUGAUACCUUUAUGUUGACUCCUACUUAUGAGGAAAGAGACCACAGUGAAGCAGAACUGAAAAGUGACCACCAGCUCCUCUCUCACAGCUGUCAUGUAGCUGAGAGCCAAGAUCAGAAAGGAGGCGAGCAUGAAGACUCAGGAUCAACUAGAGAUGCAGAGCCAGAACAAAAGAAUCAAGAUCACAAAAGCAGAAGCCACAGAAACAAUGUAAACAACUCUACCAUGUCAGAGGUUCACCAUAAUCCUCACACAAGUAAAAGGUCUUUAAAAUGUGACACAUGUGGAAAAGAUUUUCAGUAUAAGUCAGGAUUGCAGAGACACCUGAGAAGUCACACAGGUGAGAAGCCAUAUUCUUGCAGCAGCUGUGGGAAAAGAUUCAGUUACACAUCGGAUUUGAACGCCCAUAUGAAAAUCCACACAGGUGAGAAACCAUUUUCUUGCAAAACUUGUGGGAAGGAUUUCAGAACGAGCAGUGCCUUGAUUGUCCAUAUUAGAACCCACACAGGUGAGAAGCCGUACCUUUGCAAGACCUGCGGGAAACGAUUCAGUGGCGCUUCAGCAUUUAAAAAACAUAUGAGAAUCCACACAGGUGAGAAGCCGUAUACUUGUAAAACAUGUGGAAAAUCUUUUAGACGGAGAGAUGGCUUGAUAGUACAUAUGAGAACCCACACAGGUGAGAAGCCAUGCCUUUGCAAUACCUGCGGGAAUAGAUUUACUGACACUUCAGCAUUGAAUACACAUAUUAGAAUCCACACAGGUGAGAAGCCGUAUACUUGUAAAACAUGUGGGAAAGAUUUCAGAGACAGCAGUCAUUUGAACAUCCACAUCAGAACCCACACAGGUGAGAAGCCGUACCGUUGCCUGACCUGCAGGAAAAGAUUCAGUGAUAUUUCAACAUUUAGAGCACAUAUAAGAACCCACACAGCUGAGAAGCCAUAUUCUUGCAAAACAUGUGGCAAUUCUUUCAGACGGAGAGGUAGCUUGAUUGUCCACAUGAGAAUCCACACAGGUGACAAACCAUAUUCUUGCAAAACAUGUGGGAAAGACUUUAGAACCAGCACUCACUUGAAACUCCAUACAAGAACCCACACAGGUGAGAAGCCGUUCCUUUGCAAGACCUGUGGGAAAAGAUUCAGUGACACUUCAGCAUUUAAAUCACAUGUAAGGAUCCACACAGCUGAGAAACCAUAUUCUUGUGAAACGUGUGGGAAAUUUUUCAGCCGGAAGGGUAGCUUGAAAGUCCACAUGAGAACCCACACAGGUGAGAAGCCGUACCUUUGCAAGACCUGCUGGAAAAGAUUCUGUGACAUUUCAGCAUUUAAAAAACAUGUGAGAACCCACACAGGUGAGAAGCUGUAUUCCUGCAAAACAUCUGGGAAAGACUUUACAUGUAGCAGUCACUUGAAAGUCCACGUGAGCACUCACACAGGUGAGAAGGCCUGCCUUUGUAAGAUCUGUGGAAAAGAUUCAGUUACAUGUCAGCAUUUAAACAACAUAUGAGAACUCUUAAAGGUGAGAAGCUGUAGCUUUGCACAAUCUGCGGGAAACGAUCUGAUCUGACAGCACAGAAGAUUGCAUACAGGCAAGUAGCCUUGUAUUUGCUAAAUAUGUGGGAGAUGAAUCCGGUCUAGAGGCUUCUUGUCAUAACCCACAAGAACUCCAAGAAGUGGUGAAUUGCGUAAUUGCAGCACUUAUGUUGUUUUAACUCAAAUUACAUACUUGAAAACACCUGAGGAUCAAUACACAAAGGAGAAACCAUACAGCUAAAAUGCCUGUGGAGACGUUUUCACCUGUGAAUGAAAUACAUUUUUGCAAUAACUACUAAAAUGUUUUCCAUAAAACAAGAUGUCUGUUUCGUAAUGUAAAGUUUCCUUUGAUAUGACUGUAUUGCUUUAUUUUGUAGCAACAGUGUUUCUUUGAAUCUCCCAAAUGGAGGAAAAAUUAGUUUCACAGUGAGUGCACAUAGUGGCUGUCUAAGUAGUGGUGUGAGUUUGAUUGUUGUUGGUUUUGCUGAAUGUCUAUUUAUGAAGAAUCUCUCAAUAAGUUUUAGUUUAAAGUGCUAAUGCUCUGUUCCAUUUACCUCGGAAGCUGAAGCUGGGAAUGACAUCACACCCGAUUUGCCUGCAUUCCAGAACAACAACAGAUUUAAGAAAACCGAGAUGGAUGCUGUUGUUAGCAAUACCAGUUAAUAACAACACAUUAUGCGGUGUUUUGCACAUACAAACACCAUAGCAACAUGCCCACAGAUAUAAGUUGGAGAGUAGUACUGACUUCCCUCUAUUGAUGUUCAGAGCGGCCAUUUUGGAUUUGGGUUUGGUGAGGUUCUCCCGACUUUACGAGUCAGAAAUCCGACUUAAGGGGGCGGGCACUUUUCAUCACACAUUCCAUUUACAUCAAGUACUUAUAUAUGAAGCCUCCUACACAUCUUUGCUAGAUGUUUUACAUUUAAAGGUUACUGACAUGUUGUGAAAAUUGUUAAUUUCCUUGUAAAGAAAUAACAAAUAAAGAAUGUUAUGCUGUUGUUAAA